This is a messenger RNA of Sclerotinia sclerotiorum 1980 UF-70, 2298 nucleotides long. RefSeq lists its product with no specific name. Lineage: Eukaryota; Fungi; Ascomycota; Leotiomycetes; Helotiales; Sclerotiniaceae. The record is from RefSeq and is a predicted model, not a curated record. Bases 1 to 2298 code for a protein of 765 amino acids. The transcript has 11 exons.
AUGGCUUCUCGUGGAUGUUGGAAACCGCAAUUACCUCGUACUGAGGUUGCUCAGAAAUAUGGCCAUCUCCCUUUGCCAAUUAUUAAAGAUGCAAUCCCUUUAAAGAGUGGUCUCACUCCGAUGAUUUUGAAUCCACAUGCUACUGAUUCCGAAAUUAAAUUCGCCGAUGAUGUGCGCUUUAUACAGAGACGUCUCUAUUCGACUGCGGAGUUGGAGAGAGUAGAAGCUUUGGCUCCGCUCUACAACACAUACAAAGACGAAACUGUGCUUAACGUCAGUGCUGAUAUUGCCAUCCAUCCUGUAAUGCAAAGAAAAAAGUGGAAUUUCCCUCUGCCGAAACAAGCUGCGGAAUUCCCCCUUGGGAAGCAGCUGGAUGGAUACUGGAAUGCUUAUACAAAUGAUAUUGUGUGGGAAGCCUUGCUUCCCUCUCUAAGAAUCGCCAGCUUGUAUUUCUCGAAUAUCGAUAUGUGGCCAUGGCAUGAUGGUCUGUUUGCCUCAAAAUGGACUGAGAUUCCGCAAAAUGAGAUCCCAAGGAUGCACUUUGGACGAAGAGAUUACAGACGAUUUAUUACCAGACAUCCUCUUGUAUAUGGAAGUGAAGAGGCCAGAAGAAAUGUCCGAAACAAAUUACUCGACUUUUCGAAAAACAUAUAUUUCUCUCUUACCAGUUGUUUUACCGAUACAACAAGUGGUGUUAAGCUAUUCGAUGCAAGACUGGGAAGUAUUGCUGGCUCAACGAUAGCAAGUUUGAUCGACAGUAUUUGUGUUAUAAAUCUCGAUUUCCGUUCCAUUUCGGCCUUGCUUCCUGGAACAGUGGAAAAAUUAAAUGUUGCAGAGAAACGUCUGAUUCAUUGUGACUUUGCAAUCACUAUCAUACAUGAGCUUGCUUUAUUUGGUGGAAUUACAGCUGGCCUUCGUGGUCCUAGUGGAGAGGGAAAGCUAGCUCAUCUAGACGCAGGAGGUAUGGCCUACGCUAGAUACUCAAGAAUCGUCGGUUCGCAAUUUGAAAUGGAAAGCAACGGUGAAAUUCCCCUAGCGAGCAGGCAUUCAUUCGUCGAGUUUGAGGGGAUACCAGACAAGAAACGACAUGCCGAAUCUAGUAUGGAUAGAUUAGAGUCACAGGGCCCUCACAAACGUCGGAGAGUAGAACACGCCAUUGUGCGAGAGGCUGUAUGUCGACAACCACAGCGAAGCCUGGAGGAAGAAUUAGGAGUUGACGACGAGGAGACUGUCGAUCCCGAAGAUGAAGAUCAGGAAUUACCUCCUUGUCCUCGGUUUCACGAAAUAAGCAAGUAUUUGAUUGAAAAUCGUCGACAAUUGGCCCUUCACACAAUGUGUUUCGCGAUGCCUGAGCAUACCUUGCGUGAUUAUAUUCGACGACUUGGUGGACUGAAAAUCAGUGCCCAAGAAUGGCGCGCAUUCGAGUCAGAGGAUUCUGGUGACUUCUCGACUUAUCGUGGAUCUAUCCAACUUCAUGCCUCGAGCUGGCCACGGACGGAUCUCACACCAUUGAGGCCAAAACGUGAAAAGUUUGAAAAGGCCAAACGGAAUGCAUUUGCAUUCAUUCUCGCUGUCCACCUUCUCAGUGAGUCUCAAGUCGGGAGCAGGGAUAUAAUGUGGCCUAUGACUACCUUUUGGGAUUUCAGCGCUGAAAGGUUUCUUACUCUUUUCAAUGCCGAUGUCAAAAAUAAGGAUGGAGACAUGAGCAAGCUUGGGUUGGGUCUGAUGUCCAAACAAGAACUUGAGGAUAUGCUAUGGCAUGUGGCAUCUACUUCACCAUUCCUUACUUGGGCUCCAGAAGGUAUCAUACGACGUUUACCACUAACCACUCCGGAAUUUAUGGAAAUCCGCGGUGGUGAGGCAACAUGGGACGAAUGGGACAACACGAAGAUGGAAACGGAUCUAGAAGUGCUAGAAGAAGACACUGGAAUCACAUAUACCGACGGCCGCGUCUGCAGUUACCUAGAAUACCGGGAACAGCAAAGCAUCAAGGAAAAGGAGAAUGCGCCACCAGGGCCACCACCAACAGAAGAGGAGUUGGAGUACAUGGAGGAAGAGAAAAAACUCCAGGAGCUCAUCAAAUCGGUAGACGCGUACAAUAAAAAAUUCCCAAACGUAAAGCAACGAGAGGUUUUUGAUAAUGCCCUUUGGCUGCUUUGGACGGUGAAUAAUCCGGGGAAAUCGGUCGAUGAGGGCUUUGAGGAAUAUAAGGAUUGUUGUUCUACGCCUGGCAAUAUAGUCCCGUCUGAGAACGUGAUGGAAAUACUGGCGAAGAAUAUGAAUUGUGAUACGCAAUGA